AGGAUUUUCGACUCGCGGCGCGGCCACUUUGGCACUUUGCUUAUUGCAUUAACCCGGAUUUGAAGCCUGCUUGUCGUCGAUCGAGCUUGCAACAAGACGAAAAUCCGACUUUACUCUUUCUCGAGCUCUGACUGCACCGAGAAUUAUUAACUGUUCCACGAUCUCGAAACUACGAUGGAAGGCGAAAACAUUUUCCUCUUUGUACCCAACAUCAUUGGGUAUGCCCGAGUGAUCUUGGCUUUGAUAUCGUUCUAUUUCAUGCCAACCAACUAUGUUUUGGCCUCCUGGUGUUACGUGACGUCCGCUCUUCUGGACGCCUUCGAUGGACAUGCCGCAAGAAUGUAUAACCAGAGCACCAAAUUCGGCGCCAUGCUGGACCAGCUGACCGACCGAUGCGGAACAAUGUGUCUGAUGGUGACCCUAUGCCUGUUUUACCCACAAUACACAUUCCUCUUCCAGUUGAGCAUGACUAUUGACAUCGCCUGCCACUGGAUCCACCUGCACACCACCCUGAUGCAAGGAAAGACCAGCCACAAGUUUGUUGAUCUGUCUGGAAAUCCGAUCAUGCGUAUCUACUACACCUCCAGGACCGUCCUUUUCUGCAUGUGCGCCGGAAACGAAUUAUUCUACGCUUCCUUGUACCUCCUGCACUUCACGCCUGGUCCAAUUGUCGCUGGCGUCGGGCUUUUCAAGCUGCUGAGCGUGGUGACCUUCCCUGUUGCUGUGGUGAAGGCGCUGAUCGCCCUUCUGCAGGGCUACAUCGCCUGCAUCAACCUUGGCACGAUCGACGUCAACGAACGAGAGGAAGCGCGCAAAGUCAAGGCCAACUAAGCUUAAAAAAUCUCAAAAUCUCCGUAAGGAGCACUCCUCAUUUUGAAAGUCCUGGUUGGAAAUAACGUACUUCUCGAUUUUACAUAUUUGUUAGUUUUAGUUACAUGUUGUGCUUAGCAAAAGAGGGUUGGAGCUAAAGAUGUGUGUGCCAAAGAUUAAUGUUAUAUAUUACGUGCAUGGAAGACUAAAGUGAAUGGAGGGAUGUCAAUGUUGUUACCAACAUUAAUGUUAAAUCGUGAGCUUACCGCUCUAUUGAGUUGGACAGAAUUCAACUGUCGAUUGUUGUUGUUUUUUCAGCUUUGCUUUGGACCUUUUCAACUUGUCAAUGUCAAUUCAAAGUCACAAUGAGACUAAAAACAGCUCAUACGUUCCAAUCAAAACUCUCCUUAAAUUUUAGUAAUUUAAACUUGCAACAUUCUCCUUUGGAUUGCAACGCACCCCUGCUCCCGGUCUGGAAAAUUCCAUCUGCAUUUAAUGUGCUGAGAUGUAUAAUGUAUUUAUGUAAUAGCUGCCUUGGAUCACACUCACUCACUAGGACUAUGAAUAAUUGCACAGACUUCGUUAUUUGCGAAUGAGAUCAAUUUCAAGACCUCACACAAUAAAUCCUGUUUCCUGAAAAA
Molecule: messenger RNA, 1451 nt
Organism: Cloeon dipterum
Lineage: Eukaryota; Metazoa; Arthropoda; Insecta; Ephemeroptera; Baetidae
Gene: Pis
Product: phosphatidylinositol synthase
Exons: 5
Coding region: 175-831 (218 amino acids)
Biological process (GO): phosphatidylinositol biosynthetic process
Cellular component (GO): membrane; Golgi apparatus
Molecular function (GO): CDP-diacylglycerol-inositol 3-phosphatidyltransferase activity
Source: RefSeq, a predicted model, not a curated record